This is a messenger RNA of Fusarium odoratissimum NRRL 54006, 117 nucleotides long. RefSeq lists its product as uncharacterized. The coding region runs from base 1 to 117 and encodes 38 amino acids. The record is from RefSeq and is a predicted model, not a curated record. NCBI's taxonomy places the organism in Eukaryota, Fungi, Ascomycota, Sordariomycetes, Hypocreales, Nectriaceae. The transcript has a single exon.
AUGGAAAGAAUUACUCGCAUUAUUCAACGGGACAAAGAAUAUAUAUGGCCAUAUCGAUCAUGUCUUUGUCAAUGCCGGCAUUGGCCCACGAGCCGAUUACUUGUCUAUGCAGCUUGA